AUGGGAAAUGUAAUAACUCUGCAAGUGGGGCAGUGCGGAAACCAAAUAGGAAAUGAGUUUUGGGAGAAAGUGUGCAGUGAGCAUGGGAUAUCAAGCAGCGGAGAAGUACUAACGCACACCACAGCAGACAGAAAGGAUACAUUUUUUUACGAGUCGUACGAUGGAAGGUACUUUCCCCGGGGAAUUCUUAUUGAUUUAGAGCCAAGAGUGGUUACAUCUAUCACAAGCAGCAAGCCGCAUUUAUUUAGCCCAGAAAACAUAUGGGUAGGCGCAGAAAGCAGGGGGGCUGGGAAUGUUUGGUCAAGUGGGUAUCAGCAGGGAAAAGAGAGCCAAGACGCGCUUCUAGAAAUUAUACAGAAAGAGGCUGAAAGCAGCAAUUUUCUUGAUGGGUUUAUUUUAUUCCACUCGCUUGGGGGAGGAACUGGGUCAGGGCUCGGGUCAUAUCUUCUGGAGGAAAUACGAGACAGAUUCCCAAAGAAGACAAUUCAGACGAUUUCAAUAUUUCCAAACAAUUCAGAGGUAAGCGAGUCUGUUGUACAGCCAUAUAACACAAUUCUAACACUAAGAAGAUUAAUGGGCAGUGCAGAUGGUGUGAUUGCAAUGGACAAUGGAUCGCUAACUAGUGCAAUUGGCGAUGCGCUAAAAGUGUCUGCACCCACCAUAGCACACACAAACAAACUAGCAUCUUCUGUGGCUGCUGCCUCCACUGUGACGGUGCGGUUUCCUGGAAGUAGGUUUAGUGACAUGAAUACACUUUUAUCUGCUGCCUCGCCAAUACCAGGGUGCCAUUUUCUAGUGCCCUCCUAUGCGCCAUUUAUUGAAUCAGAGGCCAGCACAGUUAGAAAGAUAACAUGUUUAGAUGUACAAAGAAGACUUAUUCUUCCUAAAUCUCGGUUGGUAGGAUUUGAAGAGAGCGAAACAAAUAGGGUAAUAUCAGCAGUUAACAUAAUGAUGGGGGUAGAUGCAGGAGAAAUUGAAAAAAGCAUGCAGAGAAUUCGGCAGAGAGAAGCCGUCAGAUUUGCACCAUGGACUCCCCCGAACAUUCAGGUAGCGAUUGCAAAGUCGCCUAAUAAGAGCAUUUCCGGGCUGCUACUAACAAAUACUACAGGAUUCUCUCGAACACUUCAGAAGAUAUCUGCACAAUACGAUGUUCUGAAGAGAAGGAAUGCCUUUUUAGACAUGUAUAGAAAAGAAGGAGAUGAAUAUAUUGAAGAGUUCGAGCCGGCGAGAGAAGCAGUCCAGGAGAUCAUUGAUGAGUAUAGGAAAGCCGAGCUAUCCAAUUAUCCAGAGGCAAGAGCUUUAUAAGAUUAAAAUAAGGCUGUUAUUUAAAGAACUCCUUAAAUAGCCCGAAAUAAGUUAUAAAAAUAAAAAUCCAG
Nematocida parisii ERTm1 is the source of this 1376-nucleotide messenger RNA. RefSeq lists its product as uncharacterized. Gene Ontology annotation, biological process: cytoplasmic microtubule organization; mitotic cell cycle; mitotic spindle organization. Lineage: Eukaryota; Fungi; Microsporidia. The record is from RefSeq and is a predicted model, not a curated record. The coding region runs from base 1 to 1305 and encodes 434 amino acids. The transcript has a single exon. Gene Ontology annotation, molecular function: GTP binding; structural constituent of cytoskeleton. Gene Ontology annotation, cellular component: nucleus; cytoplasm; microtubule.